Messenger RNA from Achroia grisella, 1662 nucleotides. RefSeq lists its product as uncharacterized. Bases 1 to 1662 code for a protein of 553 amino acids. NCBI's taxonomy places the organism in Eukaryota, Metazoa, Arthropoda, Insecta, Lepidoptera, Pyralidae. The transcript has a single exon. The record is from RefSeq and is a predicted model, not a curated record.
AUGGCCCGAAUUCCGCAAGAGAUAGUCAACGGAAGUCGCACACCGACGAAGAGAGAAGCCCUCCGGACGGUCAUGUCUCUCUUCGACCCACUAGGAUUAGCAUCACCCGUCACCGUGCAAGCGAAAGGCAUUUUACAAGAAACAUGGCGAAUCGGCAUCGGCUGGGACGAGAAAUUGCCUGAGAAGUUAGCCGAAGACUGGACGAAGUGGACACAGCACUUAAUCAAUUUACGCCAUAUCAACGUGCCACGAUGUCAUCCGGAGCUGAGCAGCGCGUCAUCCAGGGAACUGCACACAUUCGUAGACGCAAGCGAGAACGCCUACGCCGCCGCCGUGUAUUGGAGAGUGCAAGACAAGGACGGCAACAUUCACGUGACACUCGCCGUAGCUAAGGCGCGAGUUUCACCUCUGAAGAUAGUAUCUAUACCAAGACUCGAGUUGCAAGCCGCUGUCCUGGGUUGCCGGUUAGCACGUACGGCUACAGAAGAAUACCAGAUUAAACCGGACCGUCGAUACUUCUGGAGCGAUUCAAGAACAGUAUUAGCGUGGUUAAGGGCUGGUCCACGCACAUUCAAACCAUUCGUGGCGCAUAGAGUCGCGGAAAUAGAAGAAGAAACGAAAGCGAACGAAUGGAAAUGGGUACCUACGCGUCACAACGUGGCCGAUGACGCAACUCGAGGAGUGCCCACGGAUUUCGACACGGAACACCGAUGGUUCACCGGACCCCAGUUCCUAUACAAGCCGCAGGAAGAAUGGCCCGGGCAAGAUGAGCCUGGUGGCAUAACAACAGACACCGGAGAAGAACGCACGCACAUGGUAUACACAGGCGAUAGCAACACAACAGACAGCGGCGUACUCCCGGACAUCACACGCUUCACGUCAUGGCUGCGACUGCUACGAGCCACAGCACGCGUGUUGCAGUUCAUCGACUGGCUACGCGAAGCGGUCGAAAAUAAAAAAAACACCGCCUCACAAAACGCGGUACAUUAUCGGCGCACAGCGCGCAAUAUAGAGAAGGACCCGGCGUGGAAUAAGAAGACAGCUCGCAAAAUAGUACGGACAGCGCCGAGGUUCGACAAUAGUGAAGAAAGAAAUUUCAUCAAAUUAACUGCGGAAUAUAUACAGCGCGCGGAACAAUUGUGGAUACGGGCCGCGCAACAAGAAUCGUUCAAGAACGAAAUAGAAACACUCCGCGGUAAAGGGACAGUCGAUAACAAUAGCCGACUGAAACCACUAGCGGUGAUCGAAGAAGACGGUUAUAUCAAGUUGAAAUCAAGAAUAGCAGCAGUCAUCGAUGUUACAGACAGCAUGAAGAAACCGAUAGUCCUGGAUGGGAAUCAUCGAUACACCCAGUUAUACCUGGACUGGGUGCAUAGAACACAUCACCACGCCGGAGUCGAGUUGGUGAUGAACGAAGCUCGACAGCAUUAUUGGAUACUUCGAGCAAGACCGACAAUUCGCAGCAUCGUCAAGCGAUGUCAACUGUGCCGACUACGACGAGCUCAACAGCAUCGAUCCCGCCCACCGGCGACCAUCCGGUCAGCCGACUCGCCCAUCACCAGAGGCCGUUCACAUACACAGGCGUGGACUUCUUCGGGCCUCUUGGUGUCACCGUGGGGCGACAACACCACAAACGCUACGUCGCGUUGUUCACAUGCUUGA